CUUUUUUUUCUUUUCACUAAUGUCUCAAGACCUGAAAACCCAACACAUCAACUCACUGUUUGCGCAUAAUCCUACAACGACGACUGCAGUUGAAGGUCAACUUUAUGAAUUACCACUUGUAGAAGAUAAGACGUUCUUGCUGAUAAACUUGCCUCCUCACUUUCCUGAAGAACCACCAGUAAUCACAUUCUCACCAACCAAUAUGAGACAUCCUUGGCUUGAGUCUGACGUGGUUGUGUGUGAUGGUCUGUCGAACUGGCAACCACAACAGUCUAAUUUGGGAAUGCUCGUAAAAGAAAUUUAUAAAGAAUUUACAACUAGGCCUCCAGUAAAGAAAACAAUGACUAAUGAGACCAAGUCAGAGGAAGGUUACGGACACCGCCCACUUCCUCCUAUACCACCCAUGAUGCCGUCUAACCCUGAAUAUGCAGCCAUAUCUAAACUAAGCCCCGAAGAAGUGGAAGAACUCUUAUAUAACGAAACAGCUUUCGAGUUAUUUUUCUAUAACCUCGAAAGAGUGAAAAACUUGAAAACCUUCCAUGAAGACUUGAGAAAUGGCAAUGAAAUGCUUGCACUAGACAAGAACUUAAGCAGAGAGGAUGAGUUGAUCAAGCUGAGAUCAGAAGUUGUAAACUCGCAUCUGAAAUAUAAGGCAGAUAAACAAGAUUUUGAAGCUAAAGAGAAACUACAACAAGAGGCUUUUAAUAGAUUCUCCUCAUCCACAGUACUGACCAGACUCAAGGCAAGCGUGUAUGAGUCAGACGAACUAUCAGAGUCAGUAGCACAGAGCUUCUUAGAUGGUAACUUGAACAAUGAAAGCUUUGUGAAGCAGUUUAGAGAAUUCAGAAAGGUGUAUCACUUGAGAGCAAGCAAAUUGGAAAAGGCUCAAAGGGAUAACUUGUUUAUACCCGCAUAUUAUUAAACCCAACCUUUAUAUUAAACGCGCAUAUACUUUAUUCAGAAAUUACGCUGAUAGAAAAAUGACAAUUUCAGACAACAAAUAAUAAAAGAGAGCCCACAAUAAGUGAAAGAAUGAGAUAUAAAAGAUUAGUAUUUUCAGUUACGUGUUAAAAGUGCUGACCACAUUUAUCUUC
Molecule: messenger RNA, 1094 nt
Organism: Rhizopus microsporus ATCC 52813
Lineage: Eukaryota; Fungi; Mucoromycota; Mucoromycetes; Mucorales; Rhizopodaceae
Exons: 6
Coding region: 20-922 (300 amino acids)
Biological process (GO): protein targeting to vacuole; ubiquitin-dependent protein catabolic process via the multivesicular body sorting pathway; protein targeting to membrane
Cellular component (GO): ESCRT I complex
Source: RefSeq, a predicted model, not a curated record